GCCAUCCCUCUGGGACUUUGCUUAUAAGUCAGUUGUUCCCUGCAGUCAGUUCAUCUACAGCGUUUCUGAACAGAGCCUGCCUCGGUACAAUUAAUUGUCGCACGCAAGCAGAAGGCAGCAUGUUCAGAGAGGCGUUCCUCGCUGCGGCGUUCUUGGCAUGGUGUCAUACAUUUUCAGUGCAGGGGAGUCCGAUUCUUCCUCGUCCUCUUGAUGUGUCCAUACACGCCAUAAUUGACGACUCAUAUGUAAGCCUGGGUAGCGGGAAGGUUCCAAGAGAGUCUCUGGAAGCUGCUGUGAACGGGGCUACACUGAAGUACGCUGGCGGAUUCCGGAAUGUACAUAUAAGACUUGUACUCACGAGCUUGUUUAGGAUUGGGUCAGGAAAAGAGAAAAGCUUCAUGAAGCUACGAAAGGAUGGACAUCUCGACGGAAAACAAUCUCUGAAGAUCCUCGAAGAGCACGUAGCGGCCUUACAUGAGGAAGAGAGAGCUAAAGCCGGCGGAAGAGCAUAUACGAAGCACGUGGUCCUGCUCGCAACGGGGAGAGCGAUAUGUGCAUCGCCCGGUGACAACGUUCCCUGUAAAGUCGUUGAGGGCAUAGCAGUGCCUCGGAGUCUGUGCACCAACGCCAGUGCUGCGAUUGUAACGUGUACCUCAGAUGUUCAAGAGCCUACUGAACGUGUUGCAAGAUACAUGGCACAGGUGUUGGGUGCAGAUGCACAAGACAACUGUGAAUGCGGCCACAAAGAAGACAGCAUAUUUGAUCUACGCGUCGAAAACAACAUGAUCGCUUACUUAAGCACUAUUCAUUGGGAUUGCCUCUCUCGACGUAAAAAUCCGAAAUAUUUCCUGACACCGGGACGGCUUUUCCACGAAAGAAGUUUCUGUGGAGCUAUAUUACACGGCAGACCAGACGUCAGAUACUGCGGGAGCGAUGACGACCUAAACCACUGCCAGCUGCGUUGCUGCUCACCACGCAAUAUCUUGACUGAAGUGUUCACCGCUCCGGAUGGGACUCCGUGUGACUCGUCCAAGCAUGCUGCACGGCUGAUAGGGCACGCUAGUUGGAGCAACUCGACUGACUUUCUGAAUGCAAGGCUCUGCUAUAGAGGAAGGUGCACGGCAACAGCGGCUGACUUGCAGUACAUACUCAAGUCCGAUAAGAAGCGCUUUGAAUGGAAGAAACGUAGGGCUUCGCCUCUGUUCUGCACCCGAGCUCCUGGUACCGCAUCUCGCAGGAUGACGAUGGGUUAACACCUGGCGCUGCUU
Molecule: messenger RNA, 1268 nt
Organism: Ornithodoros turicata
Lineage: Eukaryota; Metazoa; Arthropoda; Arachnida; Ixodida; Argasidae
Exons: 12
Coding region: 120-1253 (377 amino acids)
Source: RefSeq, a predicted model, not a curated record